Molecule: messenger RNA, 1120 nt
Organism: Punica granatum (pomegranate)
Lineage: Eukaryota; Viridiplantae; Streptophyta; Magnoliopsida; Myrtales; Lythraceae
Source: RefSeq, a predicted model, not a curated record
CAUCUGCGCUAUAUAUAUUAACGAGGGCUCUCCUUUCCUCCUUGUGCAAACCAAAGUUUUUUCUCUCCACAAAUUCACAUUCCUCAUUCCUUCUUACGGAGGCCAAUUAAGUCUCUUCCGGCCGAAGCUUGGUUCAACCAAACAAAUUCCCUAAAGAGUUUGCCAUCGUCUCUUUUCUCGAUAAAUUUCCAUUUGGGAGGGAUGGCUGCUGUUGUUACUGGCCCGGAUGCAAAACCAGCCGCUAGCCACCGCUGCAGGUUUGAGUUGAAGAAAUACAACGCGGCGUUCAAAUGCGAGGUUUGCAGGGUCAAAAGUUACGAUACUGGAAGAUAUCGGUGCGAUCACUGCGGCGAGGAUCGUCACAUAGGCUGCAUUCGACUUGCUGAUGAAAUCGAACUUGGCCCUGGGCCCAACAACAUAUUCAGCACGAGCCCCGUUUUCACGGUUUUUGAUAAUCCACGGAGAGGGAGGAAUUCCGAAAAUAAGAAAUGGGCCAAGAACUGUCUGGUGUGCGGGAUGCCCAUCAGGCAUUACAGCUAUCACGCUCAGACCACGGAAAACAAGGACUUGAACAUGCACCCGUGCUGUGCUGAGCUCGCCACAUUCAACACCAACAGCCGCGUGCCCCUUGAGCUCCAGACGGGGGAAAGACAUAGCUGUGUGUGGUGCGGCAAGAAGCGGCCUGAGGAAGCAUCCAAGUAUGGCCCGACCGAUUUCUACUGUUGGUCAUACAGGUUGACAGAGGGCAAGAACCGCAUCCAUGUGCACUGCUACACAGAAAUGGUGAUUGAGGCCUUGGAGCAGUUGGACGACGAUGACAAUAGACAUAUCGUCCUGAAACGGAGGAGGAGUUCUGAUAGAAAUGAUUUGGAAUCAAUAUUAAGGGAAUUCAUUAAUAUUGGCCUGAACGUUGCUGGAAUAGGAUUCACGGAUAUCUUUCUAGACUUAGUUUGAUCGAGGGAUCUGUUCAUACUGAUGAUCGACAGGCUUCAUUUUCGUAGACUGAAUUUCUGAUUAGUAGGUGGAGUCUGUGUGUGUGAUUUGUCUUGUUUUUGUAUGCACGCUCCCCGUAUCACAUAAAUGUUUUCUGUAUGUGCGCACGUAUUUUCUGUUUGUCUUG